Messenger RNA from Chenopodium quinoa (quinoa), 2411 nucleotides. Its product is annotated as aldehyde dehydrogenase family 3 member H1-like. The transcript is spliced from 12 exons. The record is from RefSeq and is a predicted model, not a curated record. Gene Ontology annotation, molecular function: aldehyde dehydrogenase (NAD+) activity. NCBI's taxonomy places the organism in Eukaryota, Viridiplantae, Streptophyta, Magnoliopsida, Caryophyllales, Amaranthaceae. The coding region runs from base 595 to 2229 and encodes 544 amino acids. Gene Ontology annotation, biological process: aldehyde metabolic process. Gene Ontology annotation, cellular component: cytoplasm.
AGAAGGAUUUGGGCGAAUGAAAGGGGGAAAGGGAAUGAAAAAAAGGGCUAACAAACAGCAACAAAGGGAAUCAGGGUGAUUGAUUCCCCUUCCCUUUGAUAAUUACCCCCAACCAAACGGUCCCUUAAUAUUUCAAAACUUUGUGAUUUUUCCCUAAGAUUUUUCCCUUUAUAAACCUUUCUUGUAACCUUAACACACCUUUUAUUUCAAAUUAUUCUAACCCAACCCACCCAAUUAAUGAUGGCCCAAUAGUAACACUGACCCAAUCUUUCUUCUUCCUAUAGUAAGUAGUACGUGUUAAAGAGACAAAAAAUUAAAUAAAGUGAGUGAGUGAAAAUGUGACAUCAUUAAUUAAAUAAAAAUAAUCACGAGUAGGCCGCUAAAUGACAGUUAUGACUUUAGGUCGUUUAGUAAACAGAACCAAUAACAACCAGAAAAAUAUACAAACUAUUUCCUUUUAUCUUUUAAUAUUUCGUUUUUUUCUAUGCUACCAUCAUAAAAUUAUUUUUUUUUAAUCAUAACCAAUUUUCCUGGUAAUCACAUUAUUCCACAUUUUAAGGAUAAUUAUUUACCCAUUCAAACACUUAUAAAUCAAUGACUUCCAUUGCUUACUCCGUUCAACUUCAGACUAACCCCAGAAACUUUGGAGGUUGUUUAUGGAAUAAUAAUUCUUCAGCAAAGGCAGUUUAUCAGCUUAAUACUCGAUUUCGUGCUGCGAUUUCUUCACGUAUUUACUGUUCCAGUGCAGCAAUCUCUGUAAUGGCAGAAGAGAAAAGGGAGGCAUCUUUUGAUGCAGAUAAAGCCGGAGUUAUAGUUAAGGAGCUUAGACAACAGUACGAUUCUGGAAAGACUAAGACUUAUGAAUGGAGAGUAGCUCAGUUGGAGGGUAUUGCAAAAAUGGUUGAUGAGAGGGAAAAGGAUAUCAUUGAAGCUCUUAAUAAAGAUCUUUCCAAGCCUGAAUUUGAAGCAUUUGUUGCUGAGAUUAACAUGAUAAAAUCUGCAUGCAAGUUGGCAAUUAAGGAACUAAAGCAGUGGAUGAUGCCUGAAAAGGUGAAAACUCCGUUGACUACAUUUCCUUCAUCAGCAGAGAUUGUCUCAGAACCCUUUGGAAUUGUCCUUGUUAUCUCAACAUGGAAUUAUCCUUUCUUGUUGUCGAUUGAUCCGGUGAUUGGUGCAAUAGCAGCUGGCAAUGCAGUACUGCUAAAACCAUCAGAAAUUGCUCCAGCCACAUCCUCAUUAAUAGCAAACUUAUUUCAAGAAUAUGUUGACAGUACCUCAAUAAAAGUUGUUGAGGGUGCUGUUGAUGAAACUUCUGCCCUUCUUGAGCAAAAGUGGGAUAAAAUAUUUUACACAGGUAGUGGAAGAGUAGGCCGAAUAGUCAUGGCUGCAGCAGCAAAGCACCUCACACCUGUUGUAUUAGAGCUUGGAGGAAAAUGCCCUGUAGUUGUUGAUUCUGAAGUCAAUUUGCAAGUUGCAGCAAGAAGAAUCAUAGCAGGAAAGUGGUCCUGCAAUAUCGGGCAGACCUGCACUGCUGCGGAUUAUGUUAUUACCACUAAAGAUUUUGCUCCAAAGCUGAUUGCUGGUUUAAGUUCAGAGUUGGACAACUUUUUUGGGAAGGAUCCUUUGAAUUCAAAAGACAUGUCAAGAGUUGUAAAUUUGUACCAUUUUAGACGGUUAGUCAAACUAAUGGAGGAAGAUGGUGUCUCUGAUAAGAUCGUCUUAGGUGGUCAAACAGAUGAAAUGCAAUUGAAAAUAGCACCAACCAUCUUGGUAGAUGCUCCAAAAGACUCUGCUGUGAUGACUGAGGAGAUUUUUGGACCUUUGCUACCUAUUGUAACAGUUGAAAAAAUUGAAGAUUGUUUCGAAGUGAUCAAGUCCAAACCAAAGCCUUUAGCUGCAUAUCUUUUCACCGACAAUGAGAAGCUUAAAAAAGCUUUUGUCAAGGACGUUUCAGCUGGAGGAAUGCUCAUCAAUGACACUAUCUUGCAUCUGACUGUUGAUGCAUUACCAUUUGGAGGAGUCGGUGAGAGUGGCAUGGGCUACUACCAUGGAAAAUUCUCUUUUGAGGCAUUCAGCCAUAAGAAGGCCGUUAUGUACAGAAGUUUUGAUGGGGAUUCAUCAAUUAGAUAUCCACCAUACACGCUGAAGAAGCUAAAUCUGUUGAAGUCUUUGUUGAGUGGCAGCAUUAUGCAGAUCAUUCCUGCCCUACUUGGAUGGUCUAAAGAAUAAAGAUUGAUAUAAAGUUUUGUUUUUUGAGGGAAUUUUUUGAUACAUGUAAUAGAAAUAAUGAUUUUGUGUAUGUACACUUCUUAAUUUAUUUUAGUAUUGGUUUUACAAUUUCUAAUUGUUGUUUUUACAAUUCUGCUGUAUAAUGCAAUAAUAUCUAAUUUAUUUACCAUUUCUUUAAAUAA